Cottoperca gobio is the source of this 2403-nucleotide messenger RNA. RefSeq names its product ST3 beta-galactoside alpha-2,3-sialyltransferase 5 (gene st3gal5). The transcript is spliced from 8 exons. The record is from RefSeq and is a predicted model, not a curated record. The coding region runs from base 51 to 1334 and encodes 427 amino acids. Gene Ontology annotation, molecular function: lactosylceramide alpha-2,3-sialyltransferase activity. NCBI's taxonomy places the organism in Eukaryota, Metazoa, Chordata, Actinopteri, Perciformes, Bovichtidae.
AUUGGCUCGCCGUCUUAAAGGAGGAGGCUGGCAAAGUGAAGCCUUCAUGGAUGGCUUUCGGAUACAAAGAUGAUAAUUAUUCGGUGACAAGGAUUCGUCAUGGCGAAACAGUGGAGUCUAUGGAAGGGACCAGAUCCCUGAGAGCCAGGGGGCAUCAAGCUUCAUCACAGAUACCAGAGGAGUUCCCAGGGUCCGCUGUGAAUGAGAACAACAUGAGGGUUCUUAAACGCUUGGCAGCACACAGGUGUGUGUUGGUACUGGGUGUGCUUUUAGGUUUGCUGUGUUUGGUAAUGCUCUCUCUACCACCGAGUGAAACCACGACGAGCAAACCUCUGAGCUGCCACGUCAACCAUGCACAUAAAAAGCAGGUCCAUGAGCACGUGCACAGAGUUCUGGAGAGUCCUUGUCACCCCGGCAGCACCAGGCAGAGCUUGUUAGAUCGACUCCCUGCUUCCAGUCACAUGACCCAGCCCUUUCUGUGGAAGGACGUGCCGUUCCCCGAUGACCUCUUCCUUUAUCCACCACCAUUUGGCUUCAAAGGUCUUCAGGGCAAAGUAGAGGACCUGCUGAAGCAGCUGCCAGACUCAAACUUCGUGCCGCUGCCGGAAAAGACAUUGGAUAAAUGUCGCCGCUGUGUGGUCAUGGGAAAUGGAGGCAUUCUCAGAGGCCUGGAGCUGGGUCAGCUGAUCGACCGCUUUGACACCAUUAUCAGGUUGAACAGCGGUCCUCUGGGAGAGUUCAGUGCUGACGUAGGAAACCUGACCAGCAUCAGGAUGAGUUACCCAGAGGGCACACCGCUCCACUGGAUGGACACAGACCCACACACUUUGUUUGUAGCUGUGGUGUAUAAAGGUGUGGACGUCAGCUGGAUCUCUGCGAUGAUCAACAAGCUCGCUGUGCCUCUGUGGGACUGGCUCUUCUUCUGGCAGAAGGUUCCAGAUCAAAUCCCUCUUGAGCCCCAAAGGUUCAGACUUCUAAAUCCACAGAUCAUCAGAGAGGCUGCAUUGGACCUCCUGAAGUACCCUCCACCCAGACCCCGUCUGUGGGGAAGGGACCAGAAUGUGCCCACCAUGGGUGUCGUUGCACUGAAUUUAGCCAGUCUGCUGUGUGACGAGGUCAGCCUGGCAGGCUUUGGCUAUAACCUCUCACAGCAGGGGGCGCCACUGCACUACUAUGACCACCUGCCCAUGACCUUCAUGCUGCAGCAGACGACACACAAUGUGGACCGAGAGACUGAACUCCUACAGAGCCUCGUCAGAGAGGGCACCAUCACUGACUUGACGGGGGGAAUCCACUGCUCCUUCUGCCCCAGCAGACAAGACGUUGCACAUUAAAGACCUUUUGUGUCGUUAAUUGCUUUGUAAGCGCACAUACUGUACAUAGACACAGAAAAGCAACAGCAAGACCAAAGCGCUUACAAAUGUGUGAGAAAAGAGAAACCAGGUGAGAGGAAAUCUUGACACAAAGAUGGAAUUAAAUCUAAUAUAAAUAUGUAAUAUUUGUCAUAAAGUGCUUCUUAUGGAAGCCCUGCGAGGCAAGUGAGAAACAUCAACAGUUAUGGGCCUUGUGUUGAUAGAAUUAAUGAGCUCUCCCACUUUUUAAUUUAAGACUGCUUCAGUUGGUAUUCUUUUUGUUAUCAUGAUAGUUCUGCAAGUACUCAAGUUCAAAUGGUUUUAUCAAAGCACCCCUAGUAAGCAGACUAAACUGAACCCAACCUAUUCUUCCAUUGGUUGAAAAGACUAUUUUCCAAUCUAUGUUAACACUCGAACAAAUGGAUCUGUAUUUAAAGUUACAUAUGUGAAUGUGAAAAAGACUCAAAAGUUGACAUUUUCAAGGCAUGCUUCAAGUCGUUCAAGCUUACGGACACGUAUAGUACGUCUUCACUUUCACUGUUAUGUUUUAAAGGUGUUUACCUACAGAAGAAUGUGAAAUAAUACAAUAUUUAUCAGCACAUCGACCUCAUUCCACUGUAAAUUAACAACAUGAUAACUUUACUUUGUAAGGUGUUUGUGGUCUUAGUGGUAGCAUUUUACAACUGCGUUUUUAUUUCAAACAACUCAGUGUAUUGUAAAAAUAAUGCACAGAUGAAAUGUGUGUUCUAUGAAUUGUUUGUGUUUAAAUGUUUUUUAAUGUUAAUACCACUUCCACUGCACACACACUUAAGAAAGAUAAAGCUUUAAAUUCCAUCCAUUUCUGUUGUCACUUAAUAUUGUUCUUCGUGACCCUCAUUUCGAGGGACAUAGUUAAUUCUUAUGUUUUCAUUCAAAUAUUUAUGACCAGCACAGCUGAAAUCAGGACGACUUAAUUGAAAUAACAGUUUUCCAUUGAGUUUAAAAACAUGUAGUGUAUCUAGUCUUAAUUUAUUGUACUGUUGACCUCAUUAUUAAAAAAUAUUUGGUGUAA